AUGAGCGCCGCAGACACUGCUCUCCUCACGGAGCAUUUGACAUACAGACCAAUUGCCGUCAUCGACGACAUAAUAAACAGUAUCAAUCUCCUCGCAUUCCGAGCCAUCGAUGCGCUCGAAAAAGGUCUCUUCGCUGCUCCCCCCUCUUCAAUCGGCUUUACACCCACUUCUGCCCUCUCCGCCGAAGAAGUCGCAACACAAUGUCAACACGAAAUCGAGAACGGAGUCUACAAGCUGGAAACAUUGCUCAACGCGAAGAUUGAUAAGAAUUUCGAUAAGAUGGAAAUUUAUUUGCUGAGGAACGUUUUUGCUGUGCCGCCGGAUGUCAGGGAUUGGAUUCGAUUGAGCCAUUAUGAAGGAUUGGAUUUCAGGAGUGCGGAGGAAAAUGGAGCAGGAGCGGAUGGAGUGCCCACGUCGGAAACGGUCACGUUGCAGAGGAAGAGAUUGAGGGAGACGAUGAAAUUGAAUGCGGUGUUGAGGGCAGAGAAGGAGAGAAAUGAAAGGACUAUUGCGGCGUUGAAAGGAAUCAUAUCGCCAAGUCAAAGUUCUUCGGCUAAGAAAACUGUGAAGGCCGAGGAUGGCACGGAGAUGGAAGUCGAUGUUGAGGAUGAUGAGCGACCUUCAUUGGCAUUCUUGCAGAAAAAGGGUAAUUUGACGAAGGAUGGAAAACAUCCUAUUGCGACUACCACCGAAUUCGCCUUGGCGCAAUUGCCUGCGCUCAAGCAGUUACUGGAUAAUUUAGGACCAAGAUUGAAAGAGUUAUCCGAAGGCGAUGGCAUGGCUGGAAUGGUGGGAGAGCAAGAGAAGAGUUGGAGAAGAGAAAGACUGGAAUUCAUUGAAAAGGAAACGAGACGACAUCUUGAAAACGUGCGAGGCUUGGAGCUAGGUUCACAAGGUGAAGUUAGAGAUGGAGAGUGGCAGGGCGAGGGAAGGAAACUCGGGAAUGGAGAAGUGGAGGAUUUGGAAACGGUUGUAGGGAUGUUUGAGAGUCACGCUGCGCCACCUGAGGAUGUAAACGGAAAUGGAGACGGAAAUGGAAGUGGAAGUGGAGGCGGAAAUGGAGAGGGAGAUGGAGAUGCGAUGGAUGAGGGAGCGUAA
Messenger RNA from Botrytis porri, 1098 nucleotides. RefSeq lists its product as uncharacterized. Lineage: Eukaryota; Fungi; Ascomycota; Leotiomycetes; Helotiales; Sclerotiniaceae. Gene Ontology annotation, cellular component: chromosome, centromeric region; nucleus. The transcript has 2 exons. Gene Ontology annotation, biological process: mitotic sister chromatid segregation; mitotic cell cycle; protein localization to kinetochore. Bases 1 to 1098 code for a protein of 365 amino acids. The record is from RefSeq and is a predicted model, not a curated record.